Messenger RNA from Trichomycterus rosablanca, 2315 nucleotides. RefSeq names its product WD repeat and FYVE domain containing 2 (gene wdfy2). Gene Ontology annotation, cellular component: early endosome. Bases 135 to 1340 code for a protein of 401 amino acids. The record is from RefSeq and is a predicted model, not a curated record. Gene Ontology annotation, molecular function: metal ion binding; protein binding. NCBI's taxonomy places the organism in Eukaryota, Metazoa, Chordata, Actinopteri, Siluriformes, Trichomycteridae. The transcript has 12 exons. Gene Ontology annotation, biological process: positive regulation of protein phosphorylation; positive regulation of fat cell differentiation.
UCUCAGUGGCUCGCCAUAAACUGGCUCCAUAGCUUCCAUAACGGCGCACUGAAUCACUGUACAAAGCUGUAUUCAGCUCUGAUACUGGAUUAUGCUUUUGAAAAAGCUGAAAUAAUUAGAGAUUUCUUGCAGUGAUGGCGGCAGAAGUGCAGCCCCGUCCUCCCCAGGCCCGAAAGCCUGUCCUGAUGAGCAAGAUCGAGUCGUUUCAGGAGGUUGUAAACACGGCCGUGAUCAUCCCGAAAGAGGACGGAAUCAUUAGCGUGUCUCAGGACAGGACUGUACGUGUUUGGCUAAAGAGAGACAGUGGACAGUACUGGCCUAGCAUCUACCACUCCAUGCCAGCUCCAUGUUCAUGCAUGUCCUUUAACCCAGAGACACGGAGGCUUUCUGUUGGGAUGGAUAAUGGAAUUAUUUCUGAGUUCACUUUGGCGGAGGACUACAACAAGAUGAUCCCAGCUCGCUCCUAUCAGGCUCAUCAGGGUGCUGUGAUUUUGGUGAUGUUUGUGUUGGAGAUGGAGUGGAUACUCAGCACAGGUCAGGAUAAGAGCUUUACAUGGCAUUGCUCAGAGAGCGGGCGUCAGCUGGGCACCUACAAGACCAAUGCCUGUGUAACUGGACUGCAGUUUGAUGUGGAGACCAGACAUGCUUUUGUGGGUGAUCACUCAGGUCAGGUAACUAUGCUGAAAUUGGAGCAGGACAACUGCAGCCUGGUAACCACCUUAAAAGGCCACACAGGCAGUGUGACAGCUUUAUGCUGGGACCCAGUACAGAGGAUAUUAUUCUCUGGAAGUUCUGAUAAUUCCAUCAUUAUGUGGGACAUCGGAGGUCAAAAAGGCACAGCUAUUGAACUGCAGGGACACAAUGACAAAGUCAAGGGACUGUGCUACGUUCCACAUACUCAUCAGCUCAUCUCUUGCGGAGCUGAUGGGGGAAUAGUUGUCUGGAACAUGGAUGUCACCCGACAAGAGACUCCUGUCUGGCUAGACAGCGACUCUUGCCAAAAGUGUGAGCAGCCGUUCUUCUGGAACUUUAAACAAAUGUGGGACAGCAAAAAGAUUGGCUUGCGCCAGCAUCAUUGCAGGAAGUGUGGCCAGGCAGUGUGUGGCAAGUGCUCAUCCAAGCGUUCCACCAUUCCGUUAAUGGGCUUCGAGUUCGAGGUGCGAGUGUGUGAUGAAUGCCACAAAUCCAUCACAGACGAACAGCGAGCACCUACUGCAACGUUUCAUGACAGCAAACACACGGUUGUGUACGUUCACUACGAGCUGACCAGGAGCUGGCUGCUGACCUCUGGAACCGACCGAGUGAUCAAGCUAUGGGACAUGACACCUGUGGUAUCCUGAAAAUCACUACGACCAUGGACAUGAUGCCAGAUCUUCAGUGACCAUACACCGAAGACUAGUAACCAACAGGAGGAACUCUAGUUCUAGCAUCACUGAUGGACAGGAUGCCCAGGGUGUGCGCAUGUGUAAGGGUGGACAAAUCAUGACUUCAUUAGCUAGCCCACUGGGCAUGUAAAUCAAAUGUUCUUCCCCAGACUUAUUGUUUAGUUGCCAUUUCAAGAGCUUAAUUUUAUGCUUAUCAAAAUAUUCUGGUCAUGUUUGAUAUGCCGUCUUCUUUCAGGGUUCACAGGGAAUCAGGCCAUUAGUGCCUGUUGUCAAAUUUGGUUAGAAAAUUGGUUCUGGCAGUGCCGAGUCAUUGCUUGUUUGAAAAUUUAGAUACUCUGUGACUUAAAAAUAUUUCCCAAACAUCCAAAUGUGAUGUUGGUAGAAAUGUGUACCUGUCUAACCAUUCUCCUCAUGUUAAGUGGGGCCAAAUACACUUGCACUUCUGACAUUCCACCAAGUAAUAUGCAAAGUAAUACAAAUAGAUAUGAAAACAAUACUCAGUGUUAAUGAAUGAAUAAUAAUUAGACUUUUGUCUAAGGUUGAUUGGUAGGAGUAAAAAUGCUGAAUAACAAGCCAGCAACCCACCAAGUCACCUUUAUGCCAUGCAAGUUUGAAUUUAUAAAAAUGCCUGGCAAAAUCUGCUUGUCCUGGUCGUCUGGGCUACUGAUUUGUCCACCAUGUGUGUGUUAAUGUGUGACUGAUCAUGUACAGUGAUGUAAAAACAGGCAUGUCCUUAUUCUGAUGUGUAAAUGCUUAACAUUUGUCCUGGUCAUGUAUCAUCUGUGAACAAUUUAAAGCACUUUCAAAUGAAACAUUUUGUAUUGUUUUUAAAGAAGUGCAUGCUUUGUUUUUUAAACGCUUACAUUAUAUGUACACGUACACAAAGUAACAAAACAUAAUGGCUUAGUGAUUUAAAUGUGAUUAUUAUUA